AUGGAAGACAGUUUGACUCCACAUAUUUUAAUAGGCAGUAUUUUUUACAUUUUUGGCUUGAAGUGGUGCUGUGAGUAUGCAAAGUUUUGGCAAACUCCGAGAAGAUCCGAUGAAAUGGCUUCUCCAAAUACUCGCAAGUUUGUAUACAAGUGUGAAAAACUUUUUACAAAUCAUCCAAUCGAAGGUAGCCUGAAACUAAUAGCAACAGCCGUCGGAUUGAUAGGCACAAUGGUGGGAGGUCUUCCCAAUGAAGUAAUUGUUUCUCCAAAAGUGGUUCAUGCGACAAUUUAUUUGUUUUUUGCCUUCUCUGGCCUAAUUGAUGUAUUGACAUUUUAUUUUCCACGCAAUAUAACUAAAGGACUUGCAAAUUUAGCCCUAGCUCAAAGUUUCUUCGUUGAAGGAUUUUUAUUUGUCUGGGCAAGUCCAGGCUCGACAAUUGCCAAUGGAAUUCUAGCAGGAAUUGUCUGGACGACUGCAUUUACCAUUGGUGCAGAAUUAAUUUGGCCAGAUCUCAAGCUUUUAAGAGCAGCUACUACUCUGCUACAUGGAGGAUGGAUAGCUCAUAUGGUUAGAGUAUACUCUAUCAGUAAGCCUGAUGUAUUGAUACAUGAAAGAAUUGCACUUGCAUUUUCGUGGCAUAUUGCGGCCGCAUUUGCUGUUACGUUAAUGGUUGUUGCCACUAUAAGGAGUUGUGUGCCUAAAAUAAAUACUGAUGAACCACCGGAACUUCCAAUUUAUGAUUACUGCAAUGAACCACAUGAUAUAUAGUCAACGUUAUUUCACCAUUCACUAUUUAUUUUUCGUUUUAGUUUUUCACAAGAACGUUAAAAAUGUUUAUAUCAUUGCUACCAUAUUGUAUCAUUUUGCCCUCUUGCUCCAUUUUCUUCCUUUCACAAUUUUACCUGACGUCCCUUUCAAAACUCGAUAUACCAUUUGGCCAAUUAUUUGUACUUUUUUAUGUAAUAAAAUUUUGCAUAAAUCUA
Molecule: messenger RNA, 983 nt
Organism: Diachasmimorpha longicaudata
Lineage: Eukaryota; Metazoa; Arthropoda; Insecta; Hymenoptera; Braconidae
Product: transmembrane protein 45B-like
Exons: 1
Coding region: 1-768 (255 amino acids)
Source: RefSeq, a predicted model, not a curated record